AUGUCUUUCUCGACCUCGGUCUGUGUGCGAUGUAGCCUACAAAGGCAAUUUCCUCGUCUUUUCUUCCAUACAUCCUCGGCUUCGCUACGUGGACAAUCAAAGCGAAAACAUCCACCACCGAGGAACUGGGUCUUGCAACAUGCAGACCCACCUCCAAAGGACCCAUUUGGUGGCUAUAAUAGAACAAGAUAUGAUCAAAAUCACAAUUCGUCGCACAGAGCGGCCCCAUGGAGCCACUCGAACGAUACAGCACGGAGAUUCAACGACGCUCCUCGCUUCAAGGUUCCACGAGGAGUAAAACAACAGAAAGAAGCUAUCAUUAUACGAGUCACAAACUAUUGGAGCAAUCAUUCCCAUGUCCAACGGUUUUUUCACAUCCUCGGAUUUGAAAACAGAAAAGACUACGCAAGACUCGCCAACGUGUUCGCUGGUCGCAUCAAGGAAGAGCUACACAGUAGCUCUCCAGAGGAGUUGGAUAAACUAUGGCGCUGGGAGGAUUUACAGAAUAGGAUGGAGAAUGGGCCGAAUGAGGCGAUCGACCGCGCGUUGAUGGCUCGUUUCCUCAAAAUUAUGCCACACGUAGACCAAGAACAAUUUGGCUUCCUGCAAGCGGUGGACGACGCGCUUUUGCUUACCCACCCGGCUGAGCUACACCCGGCCGCGAGACAAGUGCAGCGCAAGAUUAUACUGCAUGUAGGACCAACAAAUAGCGGGAAGACGUAUCAUGCUCUCCGUGCUUUAGCAGGGGCACAGUACGGCUGUUAUGCUGGUCCUUUGAGACUGUUAGCCACCGAGAUAUUUGGGCGGUUGAACAAUGGUGACAUCGCUCCCACCGGAGCUGACCCAACCAAAAAGUAUCCACGGGUCUGUAAUCUCAUCACGGGAGAGGACGUGAAGAUUCUUGACGAUGAGGCCGGGCUGAUCAGCGCAACAGUCGAGAUGGUGCCGCUCACUCGCAAAUUCGACGUAGUAGUCAUCGACGAAAUCCAAAUGAUUGCGAAUUCGGAACGCGGGGGCGCCUGGACGCAAGCCCUGCUCGGUCUCAACGCCGAGGAGAUCCAUCUAUGUGGAGAGGAGAGUGCAGUUGAACUGAUUAAGGAGCUUGUCAAACCUGCAGGCGAUGAGGUCAUUGUCAAUCGCUACGAGCGCUUGACGCCCCUUCAGAUUGCGCCCAAGAGCCUGGGUAACAACCUUGCAGACAUCCGUCCUGGCGAUUGUAUCGUCGCGUUCUCACGCAAGUCUAUCUUUGGUCUCAAACAUCUCAUAGAGUCCAAAACCGGACUGCGGUGUGCCGUUAUUUAUGGCAAACUACCACCAGAAGUCCGAGUCGACCAAGCGGCAAAAUUCAACGCUGGAGACGUUGAUCAUUCUGUACUCAUUGCUAGCGACGCGAUUGGUAUGGGUUUGAACCUGAAAAUCAAGCGAGUACUAUUCUCCACCCUAAAAAAAUGGGAUGGCUACAAGAACGUCACUAUUUCUCUCUCCGAAAUCAAGCAGAUUGCAGGUCGAGCUGGAAGAUAUGGUCUGCACGACGCCGAUUCUGUCGGAAUUGCGACAACUUUUCUGCAUCAGGAGCACCAGAUCCUUGCAUCUGCGAUGAGUAAUGACGUUCGAGAACUAAAAUACGCUACUAUCGCCGCGGAUAGCGUCUGGCUCGGACGACUACAUCGCACACUUCCACCUAGCACGGGACUUGGCGAACUCUUUCAAUUACUCCAAGACGUUGCCAUAUGCGAUGCACCAUUUUCCAUCACAGAUUACUCAAAACUGCUAGACGCAGCGUAUACAAUCGAUGAGGCAUGUCCAAAUCUCAGCAUUGCGACAAAAGCGACCAUCGCCCAGGUGCCUGUCCCAUGGGCGAUCCCCGAGGCCGUUCCGAUAUUCGAAUCGAUGCUCGUGGCAUAUGAGAAUGGCGAAAUUGUCGAUCCAGAGGCAAUCUUCCGGCAGGCCGGGCUUAUGCUCAUUUUGGAAGACGUAAUGGCCGCUCGCGAGGAGCAACAGUCGCAGAAAGAUACAGAUGGCGGCGCUUCACCUGUCCUUUCCAUGCGUGAAUCCUCAAUCCGGUUAGAGGGAUUGGAGCUGCUGCAUAAGAUGCUCUGCGUCUAUUUGUGGAUGAGCUACCGAUUUCCUGUGACUUUUUGCAUGCGUGAACGAGUACAGGAUAUCAAGUUGGCCACAGAGGCGGGCAUCCAAUUUUGCUUGGAGAUGGUGUCGCUCGAGCGCGCAAAGGAUAUUGACGAAAGGCUCACGAAGGACAGUCCACCUACCUCGGAGUCUCCUUAUGCUUGA
This is a messenger RNA of Serendipita indica DSM 11827, 2289 nucleotides long. Lineage: Eukaryota; Fungi; Basidiomycota; Agaricomycetes; Sebacinales; Serendipitaceae. The record is from the annotation of a GenBank genome assembly.